CUUUGAGAUUCAUGCCCAGCCACCAAUUUUUCGAGUCAUUCUGUGUGCGAACCACCCCCCCACCCCCGCUCGUAUUAGCCCUCAUAAGGAAGUUACUUUUUAACUGUAUAGAAGCAGUUGUUGUGCCCACAACCUUGGCUGUACUUCGAAUUCACCAGUGGAGAGUGUUUAGCCACAAGAUCCACCCAAUUCAAUCAGUGGCUUUAAUGACGGAGUGGGGGUGGUGGUGCCACACUUACAAAACUCCCCAGAGAUUCCAUAUGGUGUGCAGGGUGACAACCAUUGUUAGAAUGUUAACAGUGGACCCCACGGGAAUAUUACUGUCCCCAACCCCACAUUCACUCACUGUCAUUGAGCCGAGUAGGGCAGGGUGGAACUGUCCCUGUAAGGUUUCUGAGAUUGUAACUCUUUAGGGAAAGUAGAAAGCCUGCUCUUUGUGAAGGCAAGAACGGUUUUAGGGCCAGACCAGUGGCAGCUAAUUUGGGGACUUGUUAAAAAAGCACCUUCUUAGACCACACCUCAUCAGCUGAAUCAGGCACGCCAGGCCUCAGCCUUCGCGGGGCUUCGAAUGCUUGGUGAGUUGGAGAGCCACAGUCUAGGGAUUCAGAGAUAUUCAUUGGUGAGAGCUCCUGCCCUUGGUCUCCGUCUCCCAUCCACACUUCCCGUAGAAUGUCACCAGGCGCCAGGUGCCAAAGCCUUCCCCCAAACCACAGGCCUGCUACAGGCCAUACGACCAGCCUUGGCGUCACAGCCUCCCCCAAACGUCACAGCGCCUUGCCGUUCCAGGCGCCGGCGUAGCGGCAUUUCCUAGGCGGAGGGGAGGGCCUGUGCCAAGAUGGGCGACUGGAAGAGCUUCAUCAGUGCGGUGCUGCGGGACCAGCGCAUCGACGACGUGGCCAUCGUCGGCCACGUGGACAAUUGCUGCGUGUGGGCAUCGCGGCCAGGGGGCCUGCUGGCCGCCAUCUCCCCGCAGGAAGUAGGCGUGCUCACGGGCUUCGACCGGCGGACCUUUCUGCAGAGCGGCCUGAGCUUGGCCGGCCGCCGCUGCUGCGUCAUCCGCGACCACCUGUUGGCCGAGGGCGACAACGUGCUGGACGCGCGUACCAAGGGCCUGGACGCGCGCGCCAUCUGCGUGGGGCACACGCCACGCUUGCUGCUCGUGUUCAUGGGCCGGCGGGGCGUGCACGGGGGCUUCCUCAACAAGACAGCGCAUCGGCUGAUCCGAGGGCUGCGCGCCGAGGGCACCUAGCCUUACCGCGGGCCCAAUAAACGCACCCAGGGGGCACUGGGCUUGCCUCCGGGGCACGUCUUGA
Molecule: messenger RNA, 1313 nt
Organism: Echinops telfairi (small Madagascar hedgehog)
Lineage: Eukaryota; Metazoa; Chordata; Mammalia; Afrosoricida; Tenrecidae
Gene: PFN3
Product: profilin 3
Exons: 1
Coding region: 836-1249 (137 amino acids)
Biological process (GO): actin cytoskeleton organization; regulation of actin filament polymerization; positive regulation of actin filament bundle assembly
Cellular component (GO): cytoplasm
Molecular function (GO): actin binding
Source: RefSeq, a predicted model, not a curated record